Homarus americanus (American lobster) is the source of this 3230-nucleotide messenger RNA. RefSeq names its product ATP-dependent RNA helicase DDX42-like. The transcript is spliced from 12 exons. Lineage: Eukaryota; Metazoa; Arthropoda; Malacostraca; Decapoda; Nephropidae. The record is from RefSeq and is a predicted model, not a curated record. Gene Ontology annotation, molecular function: RNA binding; ATP binding; RNA helicase activity. The coding region runs from base 24 to 2387 and encodes 787 amino acids.
UAAUUAUAUAACAGAUUACCUAAAUGUCAUUACCUUUAAUUUUCAAGAUUAUUGUAUUCUUCUCGGUGGUUGAUCGGCAUAGUUGGUGCUGUCGACAAAAUUGUAAACAACGAUUGAUUGUGCUGCGGCCGAGUUGGGCAACAAUGAGCUACAACAGAGGCCGAGGUUUUGGUUUUGGAGGGUUUUCGUUUGCGAGGAAACAAGAAGCAAUCCCACCUCCACCUAAUGCCACCCUAAGCAAACAUGGCUACCACACAAUGACAGCCAUUAGCCAGAAUGCAAUUUCUGGAGGUUGUGGUUAUGGUCAGCCUCGCAAGAGACCUAGGGAUGAGGAUGAGUAUUUUGAUGAUGAGGACGAGAGCUUCGAAGGAGCAUACCAGCCUGCCCCAGGUAGUCCUGGACCCCAGAGAAAAGAUUCUUCAGACUCUGAUGAGGAUCCACUGGAUGCCUUCAUGGCUGGAAUUGAACAGGAGGUAAAAAGGACAAAGGGUAAAGGUGCAGGAGAGAAAAAAGAAAUGAAAGGAGUUCGAGAUGACAUAGAUGAGGAGGACGAUGAAGAGUCUUACUACAGAUACAUACAAGAAAACCCCAAUGCUGGCAGGCAACAAGAGGAUAGCGAAGAUGAAAUUGAAUAUGAUGAGGAUGGAAACCCUAUUGCUCCUAAGAAGCCGAAGUACAUAGAUCCGCUGCCACCCAUUGAACACAUUACCAUUGAAUAUUCAGAUUUUACCAAAAACUUCUAUCAAGAGCAUGAGGAUAUUGCUGCUCUCACGCCCACUCAAGUUCAUGAUCUGAGAGUCAAACUAGGGAUUAAGGUUACAGGUUUUGAUGCCCCUAAACCCGUAACAAGUUUUGGGCACUUUGGUUUUGAUGAGGCCCUAAUGAAAGCCAUCCGUAAAUCAGAAUACACCCAACCCACACCCAUUCAGUCCCAGUCAGUUCCAAUUGCAUUAAGUGGACGGGAUGCCAUUGGAAUUGCAAAAACAGGCAGUGGUAAGACAGCAGCUUUUAUCUGGCCGAUGUUGGUUCAUAUUAUGGACCAAAGAGAACUAGCUCCAGAAGAAGGACCAAUUGGUCUCAUCUUAGCGCCUACCCGUGAGCUGGCACAGCAAAUUUAUACAGAGGCACGAAGAUUUGGCAAGGUUUAUAACAUACAGGUUGUGUGUGCUUAUGGUGGUGGCAGCAAAUGGGAACAGAGUAAAGCACUAGAAGCAGGAGCAGAAAUUGUUGUAGCCACACCUGGUCGAAUGAUUGAUAUGAUUAAGAUGAAAGCCACGAAUCUCCAGCGUGUGACAUUCCUGAUUCUUGACGAGGCGGAUCGCAUGUUUGAUAUGGGUUUUGAACCUCAAGUAAGGUCUAUAUGUGACCAUGUUCGGCCAGAUCGUCAAACUCUCCUCUUCUCAGCCACUUUCAAGAGAAAAGUUGAGAGACUGGCUAGAGAUGUCUUGACAGACCCUGUCCGUGUAGUACAAGGAGAACUUGGAGAAGCAAACCAGGAUGUAACACAGAUUAUUCGGCUUUUGAGUUCAAGUGGUCAUAAAUGGUCUUGGCUCGUUCAGUACCUUGUAGAAUUUAUGUCUGCUGGCAGUGUGUUAAUAUUUGUUACUAAGAAAGCUAAUGCUGAGGAAUUAAGCAAAAAUCUGGUGACCAAAGAAUUUGAAGCUCUGCUCCUGCAUGGUGAUAUGAGUCAGUUUGAGAGAAAUGAAGUUAUAACUGCAUUUAAAAAAAAAGAUAAGCCAAUUUUGGUUGCAACUGAUGUAGCAGCACGAGGUCUAGACAUCCCCCAUAUCAGAACUGUUAUUAACUAUGAUGUAGCCAGAGACAUAGACACUCACACGCAUCGAAUUGGUCGUACAGGUCGAGCUGGUGAGAAGGGUACGGCAUACACACUGGUAACAGAUAAGGAUAAGGAGUUUGCAGGACAUUUGGUACGGAACCUUGAAGGAGCUGCGCAGGAAGUACCGUCUGAACUAUUGGAACUAGCCUUGCAGAGCUCUUGGUUCCGUAAGUCUCGAUUUAAGCAAGGUAAAGCGAAGGCUCUUGGGGGACGAGGAUUAGGCUUCAGAGAACGUCCAGGACUAGGCUGUACUCCAAUCAGUGAAUCCACAGCAGGUAGUGGUGGUGGUUGUGUUGGUGGUGGAGGUGUUGGGGGUGUUGGUGCUAGUAUGGCAGUAGGCCCAGCGAGUCAGGCCUAUGGAGGUGGAGACCCCAGCAUGACCGGCCCAGCUACUAAUCGUCUUGCUGCCAUGAAAGCUGCGUUUCAUUCACAGUACAAGAAUCAGUUUACUGCAGCCAGUGCUGACACUUCAUGGACUUUAGGUGAUGCUAAGGCUGUUCAGCUCGCUCCACCACGGGACCGCAAGAGAAAGUCCAGAUGGGAUGACUAAGUGUUGAACUGCAAUUGUUUUGAUUUUUAAUAUAUAAAUUUGUAGUUCUCACUCUUAGUUACUAAACCUUAUAGAUGAAACCCAUUAUACAAAUUCAAUAAACUAAAACUAACAUCACAAACUGACAUUUCAAUUUGUAAAUUCCUACUGUUAGCCAAAAUAUGGUUUGUUUUUCAAGCUUUGACAUUUUAAGUGUGGUAACUGAAAGUGAUCGUGUUAUCCAUUUCUCCCAGCUAAGCUACUGAACUGACACAUGUCUAAGUUGGGAUGUCUGUCUCCUCAAUUGUUUAAUCCCUUUUCAUUCUUGUGAUAUAAGUGGGUCUUGAAAAGUCAGUCUGUGCUGUCGGAGUUACUGAGACAUUCAGUGUAAAGCAAAAAAUGUAUUGAAUAAUGAUAGAAAAUACUUAGUCAUUAAUGUCAGUUACAAGGAUCAAAUGGAGGAUAAAAGUUUAAUGUAUAGCUUACACAGUAGCAGUAUUUGGGGAAGAGACCAUAGGGGUAAGAAAAGUUAAUAUUCUUGGGAAAUUGAUGUAAAGUUGUUAGUAAGAGAAAUAAUAACUCGCAUGUGUAAUGUAUCUUACUACAUACGUGGAAUGUGGAGGAUGAAUGGUUGUAACAAAACUCUUAAUAAAUAAUAUGAAGAUACAAAAAAAUAUUUAAUGAAUUAUGCAACUGUGUUACAUUGUUAUAGAUUAGGUUUUAUUAAUGUUUUAAUACCGGAUUGUUUUCAGAUACAAUAAUGCCUAUAGUGACUUUUUCUGACAGUGAUGUGUAACUGCUCUCUUAGUAAUCGUCUUCUGUGAGAUAUGUAAUGGAGUGAGAUAUAAACCAGAAUUUACCUAA